CCAGCCAGCCAGCCAGCCCAUAUAUACCCUGGUCUCAUCAUAUAUACUACCCCACCCAGCCAGCCAGCCCAUAUAUGCCCUGGUCUCAUCAUAUAUACUACCCCAGCCCAUCCAGCCAGCUCAUAUAUACCCUGGUCUCAUCAUAUAUUCUCCCCAGCCCAGCCAGCCCAUAUAUACCCUGGUCUCAUCAUAUAUACUACCCCACCCAGCCAGCCAGCCCAUAUAUGCCCUGGUCUCAUCAUAUAUACUACCCCAGCCCAUCCAGCCAGCCCAUAUAUACCCUGGUCUCAUCAUAUAUUCUCCCCAGCCCAGCCAGCCCAUAUAUACCCUGGUCUCAUCAUAUAUUCUCCCCAGCCGAGCCAGCCCAUAUAUACCCUGGUCUCAUCAUAUAUACUACCCCAGCCCAUCCAGCCAGCCCAUAUAUACCCUGGUCUCAUCAUAUAUUCUCCCCAGCCCAGCCAGCCCAUAUAUACCCUGGUCUCAUCAUAUAUUCUCCCCAGCCCAUCCAGCCAGCCCAUAUAUACCCUGGUCUCAUCAUAUAUUCUCCCCAGCCCAUCCAGCCAGCCCAUAUAUACCCUGGUCUCAUCAUAUAUUCUCCCCAGCCCAGCCAGCCCAUAUAUACCCUGGUCUCAUCAUAUAUUUUCCCCAGCCCUCUCCACAUUUGAGUUCCAGUUGUUUUGUUGUUGAGAACUACAGUCUGAAUCUGUUCCAGUUCUAUCCCACUAUCCCCAUGAUUUUUCCUCCCCAUGUUGUGAUGUUGUGAUUUUUCUAUGUUCAGAAUGUUAUGUCACCUGACCCUCCUCCUCCUCAUCAUCAUCAUCAUCAAAAUAAAUGUAUUAUUAUCUUAUCAUAUCCUUCUGUUUGCUUGAAUCUCCUCCAGGAAUUUCUCCAGGAUUUAUUUGUCCCUCAUCUUGUGAUGUUUUGUGUUCUUCCAUGGAAUGGGUCCUCCUGUCAUCACGACCUUUACCCAUUACCCUGACCUCUGACCCUCCAGGCCAGUGAUUGUGGAGAUCCCCCACUUCGCGGCCCUGCGGGGGACGGAGCGGGAGCUGGUGAUUCUGAGGAGUGAGAUGGGGGAGAGCUGGAGGGAACAUCACUGUGAGCACAGUGAGGAGGAACUCAACCAAAUACUGAACGGCAUGGACGAGGAGCUGGAUUCUCCAGAGGAGCUGGAGAAGAAGAGGAUUUGCCGUAUCAUCACCAGGGACUUCCCGCAAUACUUUGCGGUGGUGUCGCGCAUCAAGCAGGACAGCCAACUGAUUGGUCCUGAGGGAGGGGUGUUGAGCAGUACCCUGGUACCUCAGGUCCAGGCUGUGUUCCCAGAGGGAGCUCUCACUAAGAAGAUCAGGGUUGGAAUACAGGCUCAGCCAAUCGGCGUAGACCUGGUGAAGAGGAUUCUGGGUAACAGGGCUACGUUCAGCCCCAUCGUUACCUUAGAGCCCAGGAGGCGGAAGUUCCACAAGCCAAUCACCAUGACGAUCCCUGUCCCCAAGAGCUCGAGCAACGACGGGACAGCCAACGUGUUUGGAGGGGACACGCCCACUCUGCGUCUGCUCUGCAGUAUCACUGGUGGAACUACUCCUGCCCAAUGGGAGGACAUCACUGGCUCCACCCCCCUCACCUUCAUCAACCAAUGUGUGUCCUUCACCACCAACGUGUCAGCAAGGUUCUGGCUGAUAGACUGUCGUCAGACCCAGGAGGCUGUGAGUUUCUCUACCCAGCUGUACAGAGAGAUCAUCUGUGUCCCCUACAUGGCCAAGUUCGUCAUCUUCGCCAAGACGCUGGACCCCAUCGAGGCCCGCCUCCGCUGCUUCUGCAUGACGGAUGACAAGAUGGACAAGACCCUGGAACAGCAAGAGAACUUCACAGAGGUGGCCCGGAGUAGAGACGUAGAGGUGUUGGAAGGGAAGCCGAUCUUUGCAGACUGUUUUGGGAACCUGGUUCCUCUGACCAAGAGUGGACAGCAUCACGUCUUCAGCUUCUACGCAUUCAAAGAGAACCGCCUCGCACUCUUCAUCAAGAUUCGUGACAGCGCCCAGGAGCCGUGUGGCAGACUGUCCUUCACCAAGGAGCCCCGCACCUACCGUAGUCUUACCCACAAUGCAAUCUGCAACUUGAACAUCACACUGCCCAUCUACUGCAAGGAGUCUGAUUCAGACCUGGACGCAGACGACGAGAGUGACAAGAGUGACAAGAAAUACGACGAGACGGAGUCGACAGACACUUACACGCUGCCGACCAAUCAGGUGCUAGACCCAGCCACGCUAGCCAGCCCUGAUCUUCUAUCAGAGGUCUCCGACGUGAAGAACGACCUCAUCAAGAUUGGGGACAUGGACCAGCACCUAGAAGAGAGACCUGCCAUAACCAGUGGCCCACCACAGGACAGCAUCGUCCAGGAGAGGUUUGAUCAGGUCGAUCUGAAGCGGGAAGGCAAACGCCAUCCUCCUGAGAUCAAAAAGCCGAUCAGGAAGAAGCUGAGGGACAGGGAACGUUCUGGAUGCAGCAGCUCCGAGGGAGAGCUGGAGAGGAUGAGCUCUGAGGAAUCCCUUGAUGGGGAUAUUGACAGGGUGAGAGCUCUGCAAAAGAAGGUUGAGGAAGAGGAAGAGGGGGAGGAUGGCCGUAAGCGAAAGCCUGCGCAGGCUCCAGUCCCUCAGACCACAACUUUCAUCACCAUCACUAAGGAGACGGGUGAGUCCCAGAUGCCAGAUCUUCCCAAGCUUCCCAGAUCUCCAAAAUCCCCCCGGUCUCAGACGGAGAGGCUGGAGGAGACGAUGUCAGUCCGGGAGCUGAUGAAGGCAUUCCAGACUGGCCAGGAUCCUUCCAAAAACAAAAUGGGGCUCUUCGAGCACAAAGCCAUGACUUCAUCCACAACCUCCACAUCGGGCUCCGAGGCAGUGAUCUACAGUGAGACCUACAGAGCUGAACCCAGUCCCACAGAGCAUCCGCCAUCAGAAACUCCAACUUCCACAAUCCUCUACCCGCAGAGUGAUGUCCUGCCCCUCGACAAUAAAGGGGCGGAUGAUGAACCACACCUGAUCUUAGUAAGGGACCACUCUGAAGACUCUGAGAUAACUCAUGUUACGGUUCAGUUGCAGGAGUCAGCGACUAACAUCAACAGAAUACAAGCAGAGGACAGAGGGAUCCCUCUAGACAGGGCUCUACCAGAAGAUGGAAGGAUCCUCCUAUAUAGGGCUCAACCAGAGGAUGGAGGGAUCCUCUUAGAGAGGACUCUACCAGAGGAUGGAGGGAUCCUCCUAGACAGGGCUCUACCAGAGGAUGGAGGGAUCCUCCUAGACAGGGCUCUACCAGAGGAUGGAGGGAUCCUCCUAUCCAGGGCUCUACCAGAGGACGGAGGGAUCCUCCUAUCCAUGGCUCAACCAGAGUAUGGAGGGAUCCUCUUAGACAGGGCUCUACCAGAGGACGGAGGGAUCCUCUUAGACAGGGCUCUACCAGAGGACGGAGGAAUCCUCCUAUCCAGGGCUCUACCAGAGGACGGAGGGAUCCUCUUAGACAGGGCUCUACCAGAGGAUGGAGGGAUCCUCCUAUCCAGGGCUCUACCAGAGGAUGGAGGGAUCCUCUUAGACAGGGCUCUACAAGAGGAUGGAGGGAUCCUCCUAGACAAGGCUCUACCAGAGGACGGAAGGAUCCUCCUAUCCAGGGCUCUACCAGAGGACGGAGGGAUCCUCCUAGACAGGGCUCUACCAGAGGACGGAGGUAUCCCUCAAGACAGGGCUCUACCAGAGGACGGAGGGAUCCUCCUAUCCAGGGCUCUACCAGAGGACGGAGGGAUCCUCCUAUCCAGGGCUCUACCAGAGGACGGAGGGAUCCUCCUAGACAGGGCUCUACCAGAGGACGGAGGGAUCCUCCUAUCCAGGGCUCUACCAGAGGACGGAGGUAUCCUCCUAAACAGGGCUCUACCAGAGGACGGAGGUAUCCCUCAAGACAGGGCUCUACCAGAGGACGGAGGGAUCCUCCUAUCCAGGGCUCUACCAGAGGACGGAGGGAUCCUCCUAGACAGGGCUCUACCAGAGGAUGGAGGGAUCCUCCUAUCCAGGGGUCUACCAGAGGACGGAGGGAUCUUCCUAUCCAGGGCUCUACCAGAGGAUGGAGGGAUCUUCCUAUCCAGGGCUCUACCAGAGGAUGGAGGGAUCCUCCUAGAUAGGGCUCUACCAGAGGAUGGAGGGAGCAGCCCAGAGAUGAUGCAGCUGGAGGAACCAGAGAUGGGACCAGACAGGAGGCCUUCUAUAGAGAUUAUGCAGCUGGAGGAAUCAGAGAUGGGAUCAGACAGGAGGCCUUCUAUAGAGAUGAUGCAGCUGGAGGAACCAGAGAUGGGACCAGACCGGAGGCCUUCUAUAGAGAUUAUGCAGCUGGAGGAAUCAGAGAUGGGACCAGACAGGAGGCCUUCUAUAGAGAUGAUGCAGCUGGAGGAACCAGAGAUGGGACCAGACCGAAGGCCUUCUAUAGAGAUGCAGAUCAGCCCGGACAGGAAACCCUCGGAGGACUUCAGCGCUGACAUCAAGGCCGAGCUGGAGGACAGUCCAGAGUACCAGCUGUUCAGACAGACCUCGUCCACUGGGGACGACAACCACCCCCAGGCUGAAGCAUCCAAGGAGGAACUCCCAGCAGACCGCCCCAACGACAAUCCAACCUUCAUGUUCAGCCACUCUAUGAACGACGACGGGCGGUAUGAGUUAUUUACUAAGGCUGAGAACCUGGUGGGGGAUGAAAGCCCUGUGAGUCUGAUGCACGAAGGAGCAGCGGACUCUCCCGGGACUAGCGUAGGAACCAGGACUACCCAUUCAAGUACGGGGGAGAGUGAGAAACACGAAGAAUUAGCAGACACCCCACAGAUGAGCCCUCUAACAUUCCCCACUCAGGAGGUAGACAUGCCCACAGCUGAUAAAGAGACAGAAAUAAUGGAUGGGAGGAAGGUACUAGGAGAUGUGAUUCAUGGUGAUGAAGAAAUCUUUCCAGAAACUGAUGCUUUAGUCGUAGAAACCAAGGCAGUGACUCCGUCCCCUGUUCAGGAACCGCUGUUACAAGAAGUAAUGAUCCAACGGAAGACCCCCCCCAGACCAGUUACAGUGGUGAGAGAUAUGUCAGGGAUGGAGUCACUCCUCAGUGGAGAUAUUGAUCACUACCUAGAACAGAGACCAUCGCCUGUCCGUAGCGCUGAAGUGAUGACAGUUCAGGAACCGAUGUUACAAGAAGUCAUGAUCGAAAGGAAGACAUCCCCUAGACCGGUUACAGUGGUCAGAGAUAUGUCAGGGAUGGAGUCACUCCUCAGUGGAGUGGUCAGAGAUAUGUCAGGGAUGGAGUCACUCCUCAGUGGAGGUAUUGAUCACUACCUAGAACAGAGACCAUCACCUAUCCGUAGCGCUGAAGUGAUGACAGUUCAGGAACCGAUGUUACAAGAAGUCAUGAUCGAAAGGAAGACAUCCCCCAGACCGGUUACAGUGGUCAGAGAUAUGUCAGGGAUGGAGUCACUCCUCAGUGGAGAUAUUGAUCACUACCUAGAAGAGAUAUCUAUGGUAAUCAGUGGUUCACCACAGGAUGACAUCGUCCAACAACAGAAUUUCAAACAGGUCAUCCUGACCAGGGAUGACAAGCAACAAUCACUAAUGUUCUCCACUAAGGAGGUAGACAUGUCUACAGAAGAUACAGAGGCAGAAACAGAAGACUGGUGGAAAGUGGAAGACAUGGAUGAUGGUGGCGCUCGUGGUGCCGAAGCGAUAAUCUUGAACCCAGUUCAGGAACCGAUGUUACAAGAAGUCUUGAUCGAAAGGAAGACAUCCCCCAGACCAGUCGUAGGAGUUAGAGAUAUGUCAGGCAUGGAGUCACUCCUCAGUGGAGAUUUAGAACAGUACCUAGAGAGACCUGUAGAUCUCAGUGGUGCGCCGGAGGACGACGUCGUACAAGAGAGAUUUGAACAGGUUGUGAUUACACGGGAGAGGAAAAGGGAAGCACACACGUUCUCUACUGAGCAGGUAGACCGGUCCGCAGUACAUGAAGUGACAGAACAAGAUGUGGUGAAUGUAGUGCAAGCAGGAGCCAUGGAGGAUGAUGCCGUCUAUGGUGAUAAAGACUUAAUGCGUAGUUGUUCAGCUGGGGAAGCAUCAGAAAGUUCAGCUACUACAGUGACACGUUCAAGAGACUCAAAGAAGGUGACCUUUGACCUUCAAAGGGCGUUUGAUUCAGUGCUCCCCACUCAAGCCUCCGAAGAGGACGACCGGGUCCCUGUUGGGACAAGAUCCAUCUUAGAGGACUGGGAUUCCUUAGAGAUAAAACCAUCGUACCACAAAACUACAGAAGUGUCAUACUCAAACCUAAACAUGCAAGACCCGAUUUCAGCAGACAGAAUUACUCCUGAAUCUAGUUGGGUCGCACCAGAGCUCCAUGAAAGGAGUUCAGCUGAUCAGGAAGUGGUGCACAGCACAGACAGUUUUGGUCAAGCCCUCAGACCUGCAGACUUAGAUGUCAUCUAUCCUUUGGGCCUGGGACACCCAGAGAGACGACUUUCCCAUGAGGAUUCUCUGGAGAGCAGUCCUGUCAUGGAGGAAGGUUCCUCCAGGAAGUCCCCUGACUCUAUAGAGCCAAGCCCAACCGGGGACUCCCCCUGCCCUGACUCACUGGAGAGCAGCCCCUCUGAACCGAAACGAGACACAGGCUUUCAGGCGACAAUGAAGACAGCUGUGUAUGAAGACUACUACUCUCAGCUUAGAGCCUGUCUUGGUGAGGAGCACGUUAGCAACAUGGAGAAUGAGGAUUACUCCAAACGGACCUAUCAAAUGGAAGGUGAGCGUGAGGGUCCCUUCCCAUUGAAGAGGGAUGAGGAGGUGAGUUUUGACCCCAAAAAGCCAGACCCUGAGUGCCUCUCCAUGCCCUUAAAUGUGAGCUCACACCCUGAGGAUGAUGUGGAAGACGUGGAUGCAGAGGGCAGCGAGACCGGCCAGAGACAGUUCACCCCAGAGGAGGAAAUGUUCAAAAUGGCCACCAAGAUCAAAACCUUUGAGGAGAUGGAGCAGGACUCCAAAAUGAAGACAGACAGGAAACACUUAGAAGGCUCUGUGUUAUCAGACCCUGAGGAUUAUGAAGAAUGUCAGUCGAUCGUUGACCUGAUGGGAAGGGAGGCGAAAUCAACUAAGCCCAAAACCGACGCCGAUUCGCUUCAGUCUGAAAUUGAAACUGUGGCUGAAAUCCAACCCUCAGCCCCUGGUGCAGUAACUGAGUUGGAUAGUUCAGUUCACUGUGAAGCUCACCUACCAUACAGUGCCUCAGGACACUCACCAUCAGGAAGACAGGUCUCUGAGCACCUCGACUAUCGUUCACUAAGCACUGAAAAAGAACAAUAUACCACAGAGAAUAUCAGUGAGAAUAUCAGUGAACAUACUGAGCAGGAAGAUGAGAUAGAUGUAAUGUCAGCUGUUCAAGCACCCGAGGAGGAGACGGGUCAGUCAGUCAAACCAGAGGUGUUAUGCACUGACGAUGAAAGCUUAAAGGAGGCGGAGGAGGAUGUGGAUGGUAAGGCAGCCAUGUUGGACAUGCAUCAUGAAGACAUGCCUGUUCAGGGAGAGCUGGUCCCAUGUAGUGCCAUGCCAGACGACAACGACGACGAUGACGAUGAAGCCUUCGACGCGCGUGUGGAGGCGGAGGAACAAAGGAUUAUGGGUCUCGUGGAAGACUGCCCUACCCCUGACACCACACCGGGUCGCACACCAAGCGAGGGGGGCACCCCCAACCCCUUCCAGUUCCAGGAAGGGAAGUUCUUUGAGAUGACCAGAGGGGGCGCAAUCGACAUGACAAGGAGGAGCUUUGAAGAGGAGGGCGAGGGCUAUGCCUUCUUCCACAUAGGAGAACACCCAGUUGACCAGGUCCUGUUCGAGGACGCUGGAGAUUACGCUGGCCCCGAUGUUCUCAUAACAGAACAGGGUAUUGCCGUUGCUGAUCUACACCUCCAGGAGGAUGAGGAUCAAACCAAAGAUGAUUCUGACUCCUCCUUCCAGACUAUACCAUUAGCCGAGGCUGGUCAGAGGGGGAAACCAGUGGCCAAACCCAGGACCUUCAACAAAAUGGAGCCAAAAGCUGAAACAGUCCCCCUGCUGGAAGCUAAGAUGGAAAGCUCCUUAGAGGUCCAGAUAGGUUCUCUAGACCCGACUAUAGCUGACCUCCAGAUGUCCACCACCACUACUACUGUCACCCGCUGUGUGUACUCUGAGCAGGUCCGCCAGUCAUCCGACUCAUCCCUUGAGGAUGAAGAAGUGGAAGAGGAACAGUGCUCUGUCAUUGAGAUGCCCGCUGCGUAUUAUGACUCAGUGGCGCCCCCUAGUGUCCUGGCAGGGUCUGACACCUCAGCUGCGGCUGACACCUCAGUGGUGCCCCCUAGUGUCCUGGCAGGGUCUGACACCUCUAAUGUCCUGGAAGGGUCUGACAUCUCAGUGGCACCCCCUAGUGUCCUGGCAGGGAUUUACACCUCAGCAGACGCUGUGGCUAAGGAUGAAAGCAGUUUCAAAUCAAAGAUACCCGUCAAAGCUGGCUCAGUGAAAUCAGACCUGGGGCUUGAGCAGAAAUCGACAGUGGAGAAAUCUCUUGAUCAUGACCGGAGGACGAGGUCCGAGGAGGAUUUUGGAGCCGGGAAGAAAAUCUUAACUGACAAAGACAACAGGAGUCACUCCGACAGCGACCAUCCUACAACUAAAUCCAAACCUCUCACCUCCAGACUCCCUGUCAUGGGCAAACACAAACCCACAGCCCGCUCCUCCUCCUCCUCUUCCCAGCCCGACAGAGACCAGGGCUCUGACAUACGAGAGCUUUCCCUCCGAUCAUCUCUGGACGUCGACGACAUCAGUAGCAGCGGUGAUCACAACAGUCCAGAUUCUGUUAUCUUCAAGUAUGACAGCCCAACGCCUCGCAGUUCUGCCCCAGACACGAGGGCUUUGCCGACUCAGACACGGAUUCGACCUUCCUCGGUGACGGGGGAGGUGUUUGAGUCGAGACCCAUCUGGGAAGACUCAGUGGAGACUCAGAUGCAGCGAAUCUCGGGUGAUCGGACCCCGGAGCGGCAGCAAGUGGAUUGGCACGACGAUGCAGACAGGAAAGAGGAGACGUUGGCCAUCAUUGCAGACCUGCUGGGUUUCAGCUGGACAGAGCUGGCGAGGGAGCUGGAGUUCAACGAGGACGAGAUCCAGGGGGUGAGGACAGAGAAGCCUAACUCCCUGCAGGAGCAGAGCCAGGCCCUGCUGCAACGCUGGGCUGAGAGAGAGGGAAAACAUGCCACCGAGGACAGCCUGAUAAAGAGGCUGACGAAGAUCAACCGGAUGGACAUCGUCCACCUGAUAGAGACCCAGAUGAACAAGUCAGCACAGGAGCAGACCUCCAGGACCUACGCAGAGAUAGAGAAAACUCUGGACCAAAGUGAAGUGUCUGUAGCCCUGUCCUCAGUGCAGGAGGAUGUAGAUAGCCCCAGACUGGUGAGGAGGGUGGACUCUUCCCCCAGACCGCCCCCAGCCGUCUCAGAGGAGGACCUAUCAGUAGCCUCCCUCCUGGACAUUCCUUCCUGGGCGGAGCCUGUGGGCCACACCCACUCAGAGAGCAUGCACGGGCUAUUGGAGGACCUGGAGAUCACAACGGAGCCGAGCGCCAACCCGUGGACUUCGGAGGACUUCGCCAUAACAAGGGAGUCCGCCGCCACCGAGCAAGUUUCAGCAGGAUCCUCCAUGGAGAAUCUUUCAGAACCCAAACAUGUAUCAGAGCUGGACCAACCGUAUACUAAUAGACCUAUCUCAAACAAAACACUCAUGUCCGAAACCCAAUCUGGGACACAAGAUCUCCAGAUUCCGAAUGCCUUUGAAUUCAGUCCGUUAUCCCCUGAAAUGACAAUGCCCACUGAGAAGAUGAGGGUAUUGCCAGAAAGUGCAGAAAAACCAUUGAAACUGAACAAGGAGUCCUCUUCUUCUGAAACUAGUCCAGUGUCACCAGACAUUCUCAGCCACACCUCAGAAGACAGCCAAGGUGACGAAGCAGGAUCGUCAGCGAGCAAUCCACGAGCACCCCCGGAGUCAGGGGCACACGCCCAGCUUGAUCAGCUGCUGUCGGAAUUGGAAGACAUCAAACCGGAACUCCGACCAGAAACUCCGGAACCACUGGACUCACCUCUUUCGAAAUCCAGCAAAGGGGGUCCUGUAGAUCGACAACCUUAUGUUGAGUUUGAGGAACUCUUGCCUGAAUCAGACGGAAAUCCCACUGAGGGUGAGGAAGAGAUCUCAUCCCCUGUUCAGAUCACAGGAGAGCCAGCUGAAAUAAGUGCAGCGGCCUCGGUGCUGACCCAUCGCUCCCUGUCCCAUGAAACUGAUCCAGAGGUAUUUGGAGUGACCGUAGAUCUAGUCAAGACCUUCCCAGAGCCUGACCAAGUUACAGCUGAUCCGGUUCAGUUGAGCCACUUGGAGUCCCUGCAAACACACAGAGCAGAAGAAUCGGACCUCACUGGUUCCAUGCCUCUGGUUAGCCCCGCUGCCGCUAUCGAAUCCGUCGGAACAUCGGAAUCUCCAGAACCAUGCCAUAAAGUUCUAGAACUGUCAUCAGAAUCAAUCGUUCCAACUCAAGAGUUCCGAUCACCGGAACCAUGCCAUAAAGUUCUAGAACUGUCAUCAGAAUCAAUCGUUCCAACUCAAGAGUUCCGAUCACUGGAACAUGAUGAAGCUGCAUAUGACAGCAGAUCAUCAGUUGUUUUUACCAAACCUUCAACUGUAGAAGAACAUCAAAUCAGUCCCCCACAGCAGGACCAGGAGACAGUUGAUGAAGAAUAUUCAAACCUCAAGCAGGUGUCUGACAAACAGAAAACCUUUGAGGAAAGUCAAAUUCAUGAAUCAGUUGAUGAAGAAUAUGCCAACUUCAAAGAAACAUCAAGCAUUCAAGCUGCAGUCGAAAAGGCAUCCAUUGAACAAAGCAACGUAUUGUGCGAAUCUGGAGGAUUAACCACUGAGCCAAGCCAAUUGGUAGAUGAACCAUGCAUGAGCAAUACCCCAGAAGUUGUGUCACAUUUAAGGGAUCGCACUCCUCCUGAAACCCUUGAAUACGAUGAGCGGUCGCCCCAGUCGCUCUCUGACGUGACCCCACAGACUCCAGAGACUGUCACCGCCUCUGCGCACUUCAGCUUCGACGAGUUGAGCCCCUACCAGAGUCCUAGGUACCUCAACAUGCUCUCUGAAGACCUCGAGACAAAUACAAGUGAGCAACCAUCAGAGGAUCCAGUCACCCCUGUAGAGGAAGAGUCCAGUCCUCCAGUCACCCCUGUUGAGGUAAAGUCCCCUGUCUCCCAGCCCGGUCCAGUAGGACCCAGGGCAGAGAUGGUGUCAGCCCAACCUGGUCCAGUAGAACCCAGGGCAGAGAUGGUGUCAGCCCAACCUGGUCCAGUAGAACCCAGGGCAGAGAUGGUGUCAGCCCAACCUGGUCCAGUAGAACCCAGGGCAGAGAUGGUGUCAGCCCAACCCGGUCCAGAGGUUGCAGCAUCAGCCCACGAUGAAGAAAUCUUCAUGGAGUUCAUCCUCCCUCCUAAGUAUACUGAGACAUCCUCCUCCUCUAGCCACAAACCCAAGCCUCCAACCUACACAGAAGUAAUUAGAGGCAGCACCACCAUGCACUUAUACGAAGACUCUGACCCGGAGACUUACUUUGACUGCAAACAGGGCGUCUCAGACUUCUCAGAGACGGAACCUGACGAACUGAAGAAGGGGGAAAGGUCAGGGGUCGGCCGAACCCGAGGACAAGCGUCCCAUUCAGGAGCCCCAGGGAGAAAGUACCAGAAGCCGACGGCGCUUCCGGGAUGCUCCGAUGACAUUAAGGAAGAGAGUGAAGAGCUGGCUCACUCUCCUGUCUCAGCCUUUUACCAGGCUCCUCAGGAGCUUCCUCCUCGCAGAGCAGCAGAUGAUGAUGACUCCCUGGACAGGGCGGAUGAGAUGACUGACAUCCCCCCUCAGACUGUGACAGAGGAGCAGUACACAGAUGAACAUGGACACACAGUGUUCAGAAAGGUGAUGCUUUCUGAGCGUGAGUCUGACCCAGUGUGGGGGGAGGAGUCAGCUGAAGGUCGCGAAGUCAGCCGUGUGGAGCGGAACACGGCGGUGGAGGGGCAGUGGACCGAGACGCACCACAGUGACCCCGCCCUGACCUCUGAUCUCCCCACGGCCCGGGACGACUUCACACAGGGCCAAGAUGUGUAAGGGGCGUACCCAGAGACGGACAGUAGAGGGGGGGGAGCCUCCUGGAGCGACUAGACGACCUCUCUGAUGGGUCACGACUCCACAACCUCCAGCAGCACCUUCAUCACCUCAUCCACCUCUACUGUGAGGAGGAGGAGGAGGAGGAGGGGGAGAAGGGAAGGAGGAGGAGAGGGGAGAAAAGGCAUAACAGGCCUCCUUCAUCGCCUCGCUAGCUUCCUGUCCGCCCUCUGACCACGCCCCUUUCCCUGAAGAUCCACCAAUCCUAUGCAUCAGGCACAUGCAAUCCCAGAGUGCACCAGUGCACCUCAGUCCUGCCACCGUCUUCCUGUUUCAACAAUCACUACUGUUUGGUCUCAGCUGCUCGGCUGGUUAUUGCUUUCUUUCUUUCUUUUUCUUUUUUUCUUUCUGUGUUUUUCUUUUGCCUUUUUGUUGUGACCAAAGAGAGUUUGUGGUUGAUGAAUUCAGUUUUUCCCAUGUUUGUUCUGUAUGUAUUGGAUAUUGAUGCUGUGGUAGAACACAGACAGACAUUAGUCAUGUAUGUGUUGUACUGCUAGGGUAGGUGGUUGGACUAACAGACGCUAUGAUAUUCACCUCACAGCACUACCUAUCACUUAUUCUUACUACUACAUGAAAACUAGAUCACUUCCUCUUCCUCAUAUUGACCUUUCUUUAAAAAAGGUCAGAUAUCACGAUGUCACCUGUAGCACCCCUGAACCCCAAUCCCUGCUUCCUGCUUCCUGCUGCUAGAGUGUUUAGUGUUCGUGUUCUACCUGUCUUCAGAAAGUAGCUAUAUCUAAAUAUGUGGUUUAAAAAAACUAUUGUCAUCCGUAACCUAGGCAACCUUAUUAGUCCCCUCUGUUACCGGCUAGAGUAGUCAUGAUUGGUCUGUUAGCUGGUGACGAUCAUAGCUGAGAUAGUGGUAAUGAUAUCUAGCCUUGAUCCUUUUCUCUCUCUCUCUCUCUCUCUCUCUCUCUCUCUCUCUCUCUCUCUCUCUCUCUCUCUCUCUCUCUC
This is a messenger RNA of Coregonus clupeaformis (lake whitefish), 13226 nucleotides long. Its product is annotated as ankyrin-2-like. The record is from RefSeq and is a predicted model, not a curated record. The transcript has 22 exons. Gene Ontology annotation, molecular function: protein binding. Gene Ontology annotation, biological process: signal transduction. NCBI's taxonomy places the organism in Eukaryota, Metazoa, Chordata, Actinopteri, Salmoniformes, Salmonidae. Bases 1071 to 12215 code for a protein of 3714 amino acids.